This is a messenger RNA of Pneumocystis carinii B80, 1137 nucleotides long. RefSeq names its product pantothenate kinase. The record is from RefSeq and is a predicted model, not a curated record. Gene Ontology annotation, molecular function: pantothenate kinase activity; ATP binding. Gene Ontology annotation, biological process: coenzyme A biosynthetic process. The coding region runs from base 1 to 1137 and encodes 378 amino acids. The transcript is spliced from 8 exons. Gene Ontology annotation, cellular component: cytosol; nucleus. NCBI's taxonomy places the organism in Eukaryota, Fungi, Ascomycota, Pneumocystomycetes, Pneumocystales, Pneumocystaceae.
AUGGAUACCGCUCUAAAAACACUCUCUGUUCAUAUUAACCUCCAAGGUGCAAAAAUUGUUGCUGAAACAACUCCCGGAAAAACCCGAGAAAUAGCUCUACCUAAUCAUAAAGAACAAGUAUCACAUAUUGCAGUUGAUGUAGGCGGAUCAUUAGCCAAAGUGGUAUAUAUCACCAAAGAUAAUGAAGGAGGAAGCCGAUUUAACUUUACACGCUUUGAAACAAAGAAUAUUGAUGAGUGUAUUUCUUUUCUUUCGUUUUUAUGCCAAGAAUAUGAGAAUAGCAGGCAGGAAGGGCCUGCUAUGUGCGUUAUGGCAACAGGAGGAGGAGCAUUUAAGUAUUAUGAUCAAUUACGUAGUAGAUUAGGAGUGGAAAUUGUACGGGAAGAUGAAAUGGAAUGUCUUAUUGUUGGUCUGGAUUUUUUUAUUACAGAAAUUCCAGACGAAGUAUUUACAUAUUCUGAGAAUGAGCCGAUGAAAUUUUGUGAGCCAUUGCCAAAUAUUUAUCCAUAUCUUCUUUGUAAUAUUGGAAGUGGAGUGAGUAUGAUUAAAGUAUCUGGACCAGAGAAGUUUGAGCGUAUUGGGGGAUCAUCGUUAGGUGGUGGUACAUUAUGGGGGUUGAUGUCUAUAUUGACCAAUGCAAAGACAUUUGAUGAAAUGCUAGAGAUGUCUAAAUCUGGGGACAAUACUGCUGUAGAUAUGUUAGUUGGUGAUAUUUAUGGUACGAAUUAUGAAAAGAUGUGUUUAAAAUCAACAACUAUUGCAAGUACAUUUGGCAAGGUAUUUCAAAAGAAAUUAACUAAAAAAUACGAUACGAUUCAAGAUUUUCAAUCAUGUUUUUCUCCACAAGAUAUUGCUAAAAGUUUGUUGUACGCUAUUAGCAAUAAUAUUGGACAAAUAGCAUAUUUGCAAGCUCGAAUUCAUGAGCUUGAAACAAUUUAUUUUGGAGGAACAUAUAUAAGAGGGCAUCCUCUUACUAUGCAUACGCUUUCAUAUGCAAUACGUUUUUGGUCAGGAGGAACGAAAAAAGCUUAUUUUCUAAGACAUGAAGGAUAUUUAGGUGCUGUUGGUGCUUUUCUUAAGCAUCAACCUCGUAAUUGGGGAAGACGAAAAACUAGUCGGGUAAAUGGUAUGUUAUAG